AUGGCAGCUUACAGGCGAAAUGGGAUGUUGUCAUCAUGCGAGCCAUGCCGCAUUUCUAAACUGCGGUGCGACCACUCUACUCCGGUGUGUAAUCGAUGCACUGCGCGUCGUCGGGCAGACCAAUGUAUCUACCACCCUGCUCCUCUCACCAAAAAUCGAACAACGAGUGCACAGGCAAAGGGUAGGGGAAAACCUUCCGCUAAUCCAUUAUCGUCCCAUGAGGUUCUGGACUGGGUACUCCUGACCCCUUCAGUUUCUCGUCAUGGGAUUGGACCUCAAACUACGGCAAGAGGCACCGACUCAUUCUCGCGGCCAAGAUUUCUGGGUCCGACAAGCCAUUUUGAGUAUUUUCAUGGAAACACGCUAAGCCUUGGAGCGCAUAUCGGUUCUUUCUGCGAGUCGGCUGCUGAGACACUUGAUACGAAGCAGGUGGAAAUAGGCGCUCAAAUCCUGUCAUUGCUAGACAGGCUUCACAUUUUUGCACAAGUGCUUGAGAGGCGUUUUGCUAUCUAUAAGGGGUGGAUAUUUGGUCCGCAAAUAACACGAGAAACCCUGCAAACGUUGACAAUAUCUUAUCACGAAGCUAUCCAAGGUGCAAGCACUGAGGAUAGGCAUGCGGCGAUGAACUUGCAGGAGUAUAUCUCAAUUAUAGCGCCAAGAUGGGAUACCAUUGGACUCAUAUUUGCCUUGGUGGGCACGGCAACCUACCACAUUCACUCCGAAGACGCCGUCUUCAGAUGGGACGAACUUCCAGGAAGAGACAAACGAGAACUGCGAACGAUUACAAUAGCGGUCAGUGAUAUGUGUCUGCAAUUCUGCAGUAGCGCAAGUGCGAUGAGUGAUCCCCUUUGUUGGGCAACGAUGCAGCAUAUUUCUUUUAUGCUGGAGAUGCACGGCUCUACUGACCAUAGGAUAUGGCAGAGAUUAGGAGACGUUACAACGUUAGUAUUCGCACUUGGUCUUCACCAGCGUGAAGUCGACGGACGAGCCCCAUUCUUUCUGUCCGAGAUCCGCAAGAGAACAAUGGUAGCAGCAUACUCCAUGGAUAAAGAAUUGGCAACUUUCCUGGGUCUACCACCUCGGAUCUGCCGGCGGUAUUGCAAUUCCCAUAUGCCUCUAGAUAUCGACUGGGAUGAUCUUUUAGCCGAUGCAGCUGCUCGAGAUGCUGUGGUUCAGCGGCUCGACGCUAAUGGCUGGGAUAGACAGGGAGGCUCCGAGGGUGCAAAGCCCCGUGUCUCUAUGCUUUCAAAUAUCUAUCGAGAGAUGAUUCUGGAAUUGUCUUUCAGUCAUGAGAUGGACAAUUUGAGGCAUAAGAUCGAGGAGAUCCGUCACGAAUCGAAUCAAAUGCGUCUCGGCCUACCACAUUUUCUACGUUGGUCUUUCGAAAACGAACAUCCCUCGGCGGCUUCUCUGCAUCUCGAGUUUUUGUAUCAAGAUUUUCUCCUCUAUCAGAUGCUUAUGGAACGCACAGGAGACGGAUUCAACCGGCUAAUUGAUAAAUCCCGUGAAAUCCUGGUGCUGCUACUGGAUAUAGUCUCUAAGCAAACUCGUGCAGGGAAUGUGAGCCAUUUCACCAUCUUUGAUCUAUGCUACAUUGGUCUACCAGCUGCUGGCGUCUUAUCGAAAGAACUACUCCGCCAUUCGCAAGAAUCUGCGGGCGGAUUGCCGAGAGAAUCAACCUUCGCUCGUUCAGAAAUUAUUCAACGACUCAGUGUCUUCGCUGCACAACUAGAAACUUUCUUCCCAAGUAGAGAAGGGGACUACGAUACAUGUAUGAAAGGGUUGGCGUUCAUUCGGCAAGUUCUUGACAUUGUCCUUGCGCCUAAUACAACUGAUUCGAGUGUGCUUGGGUGCGACUCCACUAGGGAAAAAGAAAGCGAUUUGUUGGCGGGUCCAUGCACAGACGAUAUAGAUCUCUUGGCUUUGAUGGAAGAUUUUGACUGGGAGCAGGAGAUGCGCCCUUUCUCUAGUUGA
Penicillium egyptiacum is the source of this 1974-nucleotide messenger RNA. Lineage: Eukaryota; Fungi; Ascomycota; Eurotiomycetes; Eurotiales; Aspergillaceae. The record is from the annotation of a GenBank genome assembly.